AUGCCGCCAUUGACUAUUGCAUACAUCGUACGCCAUGGGGAGACGGAGGAAAAUCUGAAGAUGAUCAUGCAAGGCCAAUUGGAUACACAGCUGAACGAGACAGGCAAAGAGCAAGCCAAGCUGGUGGCGGACGCGUUGCGCGAGGUUGCCUUCGACAAAGCGUACAGCAGCGAUCUUAGUAGAGCUCGAGAGACUGCCAAGGCAAUCCUUUCACACCAUCCGAGCGUACAGCUCGUUGAAGAUAAGGCGCUGAGAGAAAGACACCUUGGAGAUCUGCAGGGCAAGCCGGUCGGAACACGAUAUGCCCCGAACGACCCGCUACUGGAGAGCCACGAGAAGCUCGGACAACGCGCACUAGCCUGGUGGGAUCGGCAUAUUGUGGCACCCGCAAAGUCGCAAGGCUGGGAUGGCCAACCUAUCGCGGUCCUGCUCGUAUCGCACGGUGGCUUCAUCGGCACCCUGAUCAAGACGCUGAGCAACAACGGUAGGGCGUCUAUGGCCCCUGGCAUCACCACCGACAAGCGCGCGCUAAACGCGUCCAUUACCACCGUGGAGGUCGGUAGAGCGGCUGAUGGGAAGAUACGCGGUGUUGUAACGCGCUAUGCGGAUACGGCCCACCUCGAUAGAGCGGAAGGCGUAGAGGUCCUGCAGAGCAAUGCGGACGAGUUGGUGAGGGAUUGA
Schizophyllum commune H4-8 is the source of this 681-nucleotide messenger RNA. Its product is annotated as phosphoglycerate mutase-like protein. Bases 1 to 681 code for a protein of 226 amino acids. The record is from RefSeq and is a predicted model, not a curated record. Gene Ontology annotation, biological process: positive regulation of DNA repair; fructose 1,6-bisphosphate metabolic process; fructose 2,6-bisphosphate metabolic process. Lineage: Eukaryota; Fungi; Basidiomycota; Agaricomycetes; Agaricales; Schizophyllaceae. The transcript has 3 exons. Gene Ontology annotation, molecular function: fructose-2,6-bisphosphate 2-phosphatase activity. Gene Ontology annotation, cellular component: cytosol.